This is a messenger RNA of Aaosphaeria arxii CBS 175.79, 1903 nucleotides long. RefSeq lists its product as uncharacterized. Bases 302 to 1609 code for a protein of 435 amino acids. NCBI's taxonomy places the organism in Eukaryota, Fungi, Ascomycota, Dothideomycetes, Pleosporales. The record is from RefSeq and is a predicted model, not a curated record. The transcript has a single exon.
UAAGGUUGUGAGCGGCAGGUGGGUCACGUGAGUCAACCCGCCCCAAGUUUAGAACGCUUUUGUGUGAGCCUGUGAGGUAAGGGCAGCUGGGUGGGCAGGUGAGAGGCCAGGGCUGGUAAGUGGGCUGGCGACCUUUACCCGUAUUCUCGUACUCGGACCUCUCUCGUCUCGUCUCGUCAGUCGGAUCAUCAAUCAACGACGACCUGUCACGGCCACACCAUCCCCCUCAUAUACGCCCACAUCGAAUCGCAGCACAUCCACCGAGGAAUACGUUACAUUCUCGUGCAGAAUACAGCCCAACAUGCAGUCCCCCGCUGCGGCACGGAGGGUCUUCAGCAUGCUGGCAUCCAAGAUCCACCCGCAACUCCCGCUGUCUCCUCGCGAAAGCCAGCAACUCCUCAAUCUUCUUACCACCUCCUUCCGAGCCCAUCUCGACCGUGAGCACCCAGUGAGUCGCUCAGAAGGCGGUCAGAACCAGAAGUUGCUCCCAGCUCCCCCUCGAGGCUUGCGGAAUGCGCCAUCGAGUCAUCCUGUUACGUCGCAGGGCUCUACUCAUGAACACAUCGACUCGAUCCUUUCCAAUCCGUUGUUUGCUUCCAGGCCACGAAGGACAUCGGAUUCCAAUAUUAGCGAUGCACGAGAAGUGCUCCAAGACCCAUUGGGCUGGUUCAUGGGCCUGGUAGCCAUGGGAAAUGCCGACAUAGCCAAGGCAGAUUUAUGCCUGUCUAUUCUCUACAAAGAACCGCUGGACUUGAGGAAUUUCAACUCGACACAUCCAGCUGCCAUAUCACGACCGGGGACAAAGAUCGCGGAAUGGUUGUGGGCUAGUGGGUCAGAUAAUUCAUUGGAAUUCUUCAGCAACACCCAACUCGUACGCCGUUUAGUACCACUCCUUAUUGCUGAGGGCCAAUCCUUCCGAUUGUGGCAAUGGCUUGAAUUUGUUCCUGCACGCGAUGUCUCAUAUACCAAAGAACAGGAGAAAAUAGUAGCCAUCUUCAAGCACAUUAUUACGAAGAACCUAAUGGCUGCCACAAUCGUCCAAAACCGUGGACUUGACGAAGCAUUCAUGGUCUUUGCGCGAGCAUUCAGAAUUUUAUCGACAUCAGAACAAGCCCACCAAGGACGCAUCCUGCGUCGUGCAGGAUCUAUGCUCACAGAUUACAUUAUUGCCAACCCAUCCUUACCCACGACAACUGCAUUCUACGAAUCAUUCAUGGAGUCAUCUAAGACAUGGGGUGGAGUCUGGUCACGAGGGAUCAACGCUAGUUUAUGGCUCUUCCAUCCCUCCAAGCGCAGCGCACAACCCGGUUUGGAAUUCUUAAAAGACCCAGCGGGAGCCACAUUGCGCAUGAAGAAGGCCACGAAGGAAAGAAGAGACUUCCUGGUGCAGCUUUGCCUAGGAGUCGCACGACAGUUACUCGCAGACAAGAACUACCAGGACGCCCAAUUCGUCCUGCACUUCUCCCGGGAGCACUUCCCCGAACUUCUUGGCGCCACAGGCGAGCAUGCAGCGGUCCGAAAGCGAGAGGGCGCACGACAGGCACUCGAAGAGCGGAAACGCAAGGAAACGGAGAAUCUGGCAAUGUUGGAUCGAGUGCUUCCUACAUGAGCCCUACGUCAACCUCCCCGGCGUUCAAUCGCAAUAAUGGGCAAUUUCUUUGUAUAUAGCUUCAUGACAUCACGAAUAUACCCCACAAACAUUUUAAACUUCGAAAAGUCUGACCGAAAGUACUUCCUAACUCUCGCACUUCUUCUAAGUCCUCUUAGUCGGUGAUUGUCAUCACGCAUUUCCCGAUUUGGCUCAGGGUCCUCCUUAGUCACGAUCGAUCUCCAACUCUGGCACUACUACGUAAUAUGAAGUCACAGGCAAGAUCGAAAGAUUGGUAAUGAUGUGUGUGUGAAC